AUGACCAACACCACCAACAAGACAGACAUGGAUUUGGAGACGGAAGACGGCUAUGCCGCUCUCCUGGAACGGUUGAAAGCUGACUUGAUCAAAGCAGAACCAAGCAAAGGUCAACUUGUAACUGACUACCCAGAUCCUGAAGCUCUUGCCGAGGCAUUCCGACAGGAAGCUACGAAAAGCAAAGGCACGAAAGAGGAGAAACCCGCCUACGUCACUCCGAUCCCAGAUCUCUACGAGCCAUGCCUAAUCCCCGAGAAGGACCUUGUACUGAUGUCCAUCUCUGACAUGAGACUCCAAACUCAUCACUGCGGUAAGAAGGUCUUGCUUCGGGUGAAGACCGCACCCGCUCGGGCCGCAGCUAUCAUGACCAUCGUGGAAGAUGGAGAAGGAACGGCAGUCCUACUAUCGCUUUACCAUCAGCUCCAUGUUGACUUGUUGACCAUCAGACAUCCUGCUCAAGGCUCCAUAGCCAUCCUUAAAGAUCCCUUCUUCGAGACAAUAGCCGAAGAGGCUUACGCCCUGCAAGUCUACCACCCAAGCGACAUCAUCUGGCUGGAAGACCACGACGAGAGAAUCCCCGAGCAGUGGAGAGUCAACAGAGAGACCAUGAACAGCGCAGAGUAUCGGGCCGAGGGAGAAGAGCUCGCGAACAAGGAGCACUGGCUGCCCGCACUACACUCUUACAACUUGGCUAUUGAUACAGCAGUGUCACCAGAUGAGAAGCGGCAAGCACAUCUCGGCCGUUCCGAAGUCAAUCUCCGACUGGAUCGCCCUUAUCAGGCGAUGCGAGACGCUAUCGAAGGAGAUCACCCUACAGAUUGUACCGAGGAGUCCUUAAUUCUUCAAGCUCGCGCAUUCUACACCCUUGGAGAUUUCGAGGAGUGCCUACAGAAGCUUCGGGUUCUCACAGUGUUGUUUCCCAAGAGCGUGCUUGGUUUGAGCCUGAAGUCAACCGUCUCUAAAAGACUCAAGGAGCAGUAUGAUGGCGAGUAUGCAUUUGAAGACAUGCUUGUUGAAGCUCAAGAGAGACCUCCACUGAUUGACUGCGCCACCUUCUCCUCUCUUGUCGAGAUCCGCGACGCCCCUGGCCGAGGCAAGGGGCUCUUCCUUACCAAAGACGUAUCUGCUGGGGACUUGAUACUCUGCGAAAAGGCGUUCUCAUACUGUUUUAUGGAUAAAGAGAGUCAUAAGACAUAUCCCGUCUUAGCGAACGUGCCCCGUGAAGAAGCGAAAGGUGGUGGCGUUGUUCUCUUGUGGGCACAAGUUACCGAGAAGUUGUAUCACAACCCAGAACACAUUUAUACCGUCCAAGAACUCUUCCACGGCGACCACAAGAAGCUCCAUAUCACUGAAUGUGACGAAUGUCCUGUUGUUGACGGCCUUAUGGUAGAAAGAAUCAUUCACUACAACGCAGUGAACACCCCGAAGACUACAAGCAAUGACUUCGAAACCAGAGUUUUUAUCAAGAAAGAGACCGCCCUAGUGAUCGAGAACAUGGACUCCACGUACUCGACCUCUGGGAUCUGGCUCCUCGCUUCCCGAAUCAACCACAGCUGUGUCAGCAACUGUCGGCGUUCCUUUAUUGGCGACAUGCAAAUCAUCCGAGCUACGCAAGACAUGUCCGCCGGGACGGAGCUGCUUCUCUCCUAUUGUACUCCCAUCACCUUUGAGUCCUACGAGGAAGUACAGAAGCGCCUGUCAACUUGGGGUUUCAAGUGUACGUGCGAUAUAUGCAAGACCAGAAGCAAGGAGAACAAAGCUACCCUGGAAAAGCGACGCAAGAUCUAUAAUGAGGCUUUAGAGCUUCUGAAGACUCAAGUGCUUCAAUUCAACUUUGCCAAAGCCAGAACACUCCUGAAACAACUGGAGAAUACCUACAAGGGAAAGUCUGCCAACAAAGUUCGACUAGAGCUUGCAGAAAUUUGCUUUGCGAUGGGCGACCACUACACGAAGUCGGUAAUGCCCGCUGAUUUUGUCAAGAUGAGCGUGAAGUCGCUCGAGUCACUUGGCUUCAUCAUUGUCGCGUAUAUUCCUGGCCAAAAGCCUGACGACUAUCGAUUCGAAGUGAAGAAAUGGGGCAUAUCGACCAACUAUGUUGUUUACUUGUUCCUUAAUCUGGCACAUAUGUACGGUAUAGUAUCUCGACAGCUCUCCAUAAAGGUUUUCAACUACGCCAUAAUCUCGUACAGAAUGCUUGUUGGCGAAGUGGUCUCGAUGCCACGGCUGCUCCCGGACGCCGCUGAGCACUUCAAUUCUAUUGUUCACACUGCAAUGAGUAUCCGGAGUUGA
This is a messenger RNA of Fusarium musae, 2289 nucleotides long. RefSeq lists its product as uncharacterized. Lineage: Eukaryota; Fungi; Ascomycota; Sordariomycetes; Hypocreales; Nectriaceae. The record is from RefSeq and is a predicted model, not a curated record. Gene Ontology annotation, molecular function: protein binding. The transcript has 3 exons. The coding region runs from base 1 to 2289 and encodes 762 amino acids.